AUGGCCCGAAUUUCGUUGGAGUGCGUCAACUCUUUACCAGGGAUCCCCCUCAGUGUGCUGUCAGUGCCCAUGGAGAAUAAAUACAAAUGUCAGCAGUGUCUCCAGGUCCUGAGGAAGCCUGUCCAGGCUCAGUGCGGCCACCGGUUCUGUGUGCACUGUUUCAAGCAGCUCACCAGUUCUGGGCCAAAGCCAUGUGAAGCGUGUCGCCAAGAGGAGAUAUAUGAGGAACCCAUUUCCAUUCUAAAUAGCAAUGAGGUUUUUCCAGACAAUGCCGCAGGUAGAGAAAUAGCCAGUCUGCCUGCCAGGUGUUUGAACCAGGGUUGCAGCUGGACCGGCUCAAUAAAAGAAUAUGAGGCUCAACAUGAAGGUCGCUGUGAAUUUGAGCGGAUACAGUGUGAAGCCUGCCAAGUCAUGAUCCUCCUGACGGAGAAGGAAAGACAUCAUGAGAGAGAAUGUGAAGCAAGAACACUCAACUGUAAAUACUGCAAAAUGACCUUCAACUUUAAGGACAUCAAGGCCCAUGAUGAGAUCUGUCUGAAGUUUCCGUUACAAUGCAAGGACUGUGGAAAGAAGAAGAUCCCAAGAGAAAAGUUCAAUGACCACAGCAAGUCCUGCGCCAAAUCCAAGAGUGCCUGUCCAUUCAGUGAAGUGGGCUGUAAAUCAGUGAUAGAAAAUGGGAAGCUCAGUGACCAUGAGCACAGCAGCACCAUGGAGCACUUGCGUCUGCUGCUGCCCAUGGUGUUGUCCAUGACUCGGAUGCGUGCUGACGCUCCUGGUCCCGGGGAGUGGCAGGAGGAUUCUGGUCUGGGAUUGUACAGGGCUCCUGAGGAGGGAGUCAAUAUGGCCGCUGCUGGAGCUGCAGCCUCUGCACAGCCUGUGGACUUGGAAAAAAAGGUCAGCGCAUUAGAAAACAUCGUCUGUGUCCUGAACCGAGAGGUGGAGCGCAGUUCGGUUACGCUGGAGGCUUUCUCACAUCAACAUCGUUUAGACCAGGAAAAAAUUGAAAAUCUCUCCAAUAAAUUGCGUCAGCUGGAGCGGACGGUCACAAUGAAAGACUUGCAACUGUCUGAAACUGAACAGCUGGUGCAAGAGCUCCAGUUCUGCACCUACGAUGGGAUAUUUGUGUGGAAAAUCUCUGACUUCUCUCGCCGCAGACAGGAUGCCUUGGCUAAUCGAACACCUGCAAUGUUCUCUCCAGCAUUUUACUCCAGCAAAUACGGAUACAAAAUGUGUCUGAGGCUGUAUUUGAAUGGUGAUGGGACGGGACGAGGAACACAUCUCUCACUGUUCUUCGUCGUGAUGAGAGGGAAGUGCGAUGCACUGCUCAAAUGGCCAUUCAGCCAGAAGGUGACUCUGAUGCUCUUGGAUCAGAACAACAGAGAGCACAUUAUAGAUGCUUUCCGCCCUGAUGUCACCUCCACCUCCUUCCAGCAGCCCAUCAGUGAGAUGAACAUUGCCAGCGGCUGUCCGCUCUUCUGUCCGCUGGCUAAACUGGCUGGCAAGAGCCCAUAUCUGAGAGAUGAUACGAUUUUCAUCAAAGCCAUUGUAGAUCUCACAGGCUUAUAGGGUGUGUCUGUGGAAGCUACACCAAGCAAACAAUGGGAACAUUAUGAUAAUAUAUAAUAAGAAUAAUAGUAAUCACAAUAGUAAUAAUAAUAAUAAUAAUAUAUUUUAAAUGUAUGAUUAUAUCAUACAUCAAGAAUGUCAUUUUCCUGCGAGGGUCACAUUAGGACUGAUAUACAAGGGUGUGUAAAAUAACAUUAAUUGUGGUGGAUCUAUAAUGGAUAUAAUCCAUCUUUACUGAAUAAAUUAAUCUGACUUAAAAGAGCCAAAGACGGAGGUUAGUAGAGCCAGAUUAAAUUCUGGGUUUUUGGGGCUGAUGUCAACACUGAUUUUGUGAAGCAACAAAAUUCAGAUAUUGAUCAGCUAAUAUUCUCCUAUACAAAGAAUAUAUACAUAAACACACAUUUUUAUGCCUCUGCGCCAGCGAUAGCUUUGGCCAUGGCACAAACAUCUUGAGGAUAAAGUGAUUAGAAUUUGAUGAGAGGUCAGAGGUCACUGUGACCUCACAAAACACAUUUUUGCUGACAAGAAUAUUUAUCAGUAUAUUUUUUUUAUAUCCAAAAGGUCAAAGGUCCACUUUGGUGACAUCAUAGCGUUCCACAAAAAAUGGUCUGUCCUUUACUAAACGCCACAGCUCGGUGAGAAGUGCACGGAGAUGAUAAUCCAGUCCAGACGGUCCCUCGAAUGUGGUUAUCGAACAAAAGAAAAUCCAUUUUUUUUUACAGUUAAACAAACCCAUUUGACAAAAAAGACAACAGCGAUUUGAAACAGUAAAUUUCCAACUGCAUCAUGCAUUCAGUAUUCAUAUCAGCACAUAUUUAACAGCACAUAUGCCGAUACAGGUAUAUCUGUGAUGUCUGGCCAAUGAUAUCGGUCAACUGAUCAAUCAGUCUGGCUCUAAAUUGUAGACAUUGCUGUUAUUUUCUUAAUGUCUUGUAUAUUUAAGAUGUGUGACAGUGCCAAGAUCACAAACAGAAAUAUAGAGCUGUCAGCAGGAGUUCGGGAUAUAAGAGCUGCUGGGUUAAAUACCUGUCUCGUGAUAAAUAAAGGUCUUCAAUCGUCUGUCAUCCUAAUGUGACCCUCCUGGCGUUCGCAUAAAACAUUAUAACGUAUAAGUGAAUCAUAUAACAAAUAUUUUAUACAUACAUUUAUAAGUAUAUAUUAUAAUAUCUCUAAUACUCCAGAGUCAGCUUUGCAUUGUGAUGUCAAACAGUACAAACAUGUCAUCAGCAACAGUGCUUUACUUCAUAUGUGUAUGAAGCACGCCACUUUUUGAAAUGUAGAGUCUCACAGUGUAACACAACAUAUUUUUGCAUAAACUGUAUGAGCCAUUGUUUUGUUGCUAAAUGAAUAAGUUGGCAUAUUAGUGAAUGAGACUGCUUAAAAAAAUAAAAAAAAUAAAAACCCCACCUUACAUAGACCGUCAAUACAAGGAGGUGAAUUCAUAGCAAACUGUAGUUAUUUGCUAUUGUACCAUACUUUCAGCUUCCAGGUGUGAUGUAAGUAAUUUAGAAUGGUUAAUAUAAAUACUAACAUUCACUCUAUAUUAUAUCCACUUUCCUCCAGUAUAUUCAUUAUGUAUUAUUUACAAUAGAGUACAAUACUUACUAAUAGUACUUUGUAUUUGCUGAAUGUAUUUUUAAUUCUUAAAGCCAUUUUAAGUGCUCAACUGUGUGAAUUUCUUUGGGGUCAUUAAGUAAUUUAUUGUGUUUACGCCACCUUUAUGUGCUAAGACAUAACAUUUUUAAUACGUUCAUACUUAAAUCUUUUGAGCCUUUACAAUCAGUUUUAGUUUUGAUCAAAACACACUGUAUGUUUCAGGGAAAUCUGCAUUAACCUCUGUACAUUUUCAGCAUAAUUCUAAUAAAAAAAAAUUGUGACAUACUUCAUGAA
This is a messenger RNA of Acanthopagrus latus (yellowfin seabream), 3456 nucleotides long. RefSeq names its product Tnf receptor-associated factor 2b (gene traf2b). The coding region runs from base 1 to 1566 and encodes 521 amino acids. The transcript is spliced from 10 exons. Gene Ontology annotation, molecular function: tumor necrosis factor receptor binding; ubiquitin-protein transferase activity; ubiquitin protein ligase binding. Gene Ontology annotation, cellular component: plasma membrane signaling receptor complex; cytoplasmic side of plasma membrane. The record is from RefSeq and is a predicted model, not a curated record. Gene Ontology annotation, biological process: positive regulation of canonical NF-kappaB signal transduction; protein K63-linked ubiquitination; positive regulation of JNK cascade. NCBI's taxonomy places the organism in Eukaryota, Metazoa, Chordata, Actinopteri, Spariformes, Sparidae.